AUGAAUCAACCGGGCUCGUCCAAGAACGCUAGAGACAGGGAAGCGGAAACGGAUGAGUCUCGUUUUACACUGAUAGCAGCGCUCGCAGACCUACCUUCUUUUGAGGAAGAUAUGAAUUUUGAAGAGUGGCUCUUAACUGCCAAAUUCAACCAUCCUCUCUAUCCCCGUUGUCAAAGAAUACCUCUUAUCCUUCGCGCCCUACCGCAUGAUUUAUUCGUGGCCGCAGUCGGAGCCGGCAUCACCCACGACACAGACGUUGACCAAUGCUGUGAUACACUGGCUCAACUUGCCAUCGAUUUUGAGGAGCAAACCCUGGCUAGGGACUUCUUUCAGCGUUUUCAAAAAGCUUAUGAGGCCGAAGAAGAGUACGCCAGGAACCUCCAACUCCUGGCGGAACGUGCGUUCCGCGGUUGCCCCCCAAACAAGAUCGCCAAUUGGGUUACAGUUCAGUUUAAACACGGAAUCCGACCCUCCAUCUUGGCUGAGAAGCUCUGCGAAGCAAAGACUAAUCCGCUCGACCAAUUAGUCAAGCUCGCAACCAAGAAGCGGCAGGAACUCCUGGGGCCCCUGAUUUUCCGAAAACCACAAAACUGGUCAAAUGCAGCAUCCUCGUAUCGUGGCUCCCCGCGCCAUACCCCUAGACCAGGUGAGCCCUCCUUUUCCUUUUCCUGUCUACUCCCAAAUGGCUCCUAUUCCUAUAUGAGGGUUCCUGGUAAACUGGAAGGACGCUCCUGUAGUUUUCUUCUCGACUCUGGCGCAGCUAAGUCAAUUGUGAACCUCCAAGCCUUCCCUACCCUUUGUAACAGGGUUAAGAUCCUCCCCCCUUCUGCAAAAUUGCGUUCAGCAGAGAGACGGGAGAUGCUAGUCGAAGGAGAGACAUCAUUAAAAGUCUGCAUAGGGAAGGAAACCUGGACAGUAAAAUUCGUCGUGUGUCCAGAACUGGCCUGGAACGUGGUACUUGGUGCCGAUUUCCUUCGCUACACCAAAGCCGUCCUAAGUUUUUCGGAAGGAACCUUUCCCACUCACGAAACCACCGGGGUCAACACAGAUACCUCUCCACCGAAAGACGACGCAGAUGACAUCUGCAACGUCCUUUUUAAAGCUGCAGCCAUUUCCAUUAACAAUCUAGAUGACCUUUGUACGCAGCUGACUCACAUUUCCAACUACGAGAGAAAAGAACUCCGUCAGCUCCUACUUAAGUACGCGAACAUCUCUUCGCAAGGUGCAAGAUUAGGACGAACAAAUAUCGUCAAGCAUAAGAUUGAUACUAAUGAAGCUAGGCUAAUUUGGCAACCACCCAGACGUAUUCCACCUCCUUUGCUGGAAGAAGUAAACCGUUUGGUUGAAGAGAUGCUCCGAGAUGAGGUCAUAAAGCCAUCCAAGUCACCAUGGGCCUCUCCUAUAGCGCUGGUAAAGAAGAAUGAUGGCAGCCUGCGGUUGUGCAUCGACUACAGGAAGUUUAAUGCUGUAACCAAGAAGGAUGCCUUCCCCCUUACCCACAUAAAUGACUCACUUAACUCACUACAUGGAUCUCAGUGA
Molecule: messenger RNA, 1539 nt
Organism: Echinococcus granulosus
Lineage: Eukaryota; Metazoa; Platyhelminthes; Cestoda; Cyclophyllidea; Taeniidae
Product: Transposon Ty3-I Gag-Pol polyprotein
Exons: 1
Coding region: 1-1539 (512 amino acids)
Biological process (GO): proteolysis
Molecular function (GO): aspartic-type endopeptidase activity
Source: RefSeq, a predicted model, not a curated record